AAAUGUUUGACUCUAGAUUUUUUCUUCAUUUUUGUAGUCAUAGGUCUAUUUUUGCAACUGUUUUUGUUUUUGACCUUUGAUCUUACAUUUGAAUUCAUUCAAUCGGUAUAUAAAAGGAGAUGUAGACAUGAUUGAUGACUUAUUUCAAUUUUUGAAAGAAAAAAGGAGAAUGAAAACUCCAGUUCAUGGGGGAGCAAAGAUGUCGAGAUUUAGAUCGACACAAAUAUCUCAAUGCUAUGGUCUUCGAAAUCAAGACCAUUUGUUGAUCUAUGGAAGUUCGAACGCUUCUCUUUCGGCCUUUGACUUGAAUUUCUACUUUUCUAAGCUUUUCCCAAAGCUUUUGAUUGAGAAUGAGCCGUCCACAAAAUCCCCAGAGACCAUCGUUUCCAUUUGGGAAUCCGUUCAAGUUGAUAUUACCAAACAGUUCUUCUGUGUCUCCAAGGCAUGCUACUUUACUUACCAAUUUCGAACUGUCCUUGGCUGAAAGACUGGAGAAGCUUAAUCCAAAGAAUGGAGAAGAUGUUCUUGCCUUGUCAUGGAUGGUAUCUGCUAUAGUUUCUGUUUGUGAAACUCAUGCCUAUAUAAAAACCUUCAUUUCCGAUCUUGAACUAUCCGUUUAUGAUUGGGAUGCAAAAUGGAUUGAUUUAUAUCUAGACGAUAGUUUGAAGCUACUGGACAUAUGCAUCUCUUUUAGUUCUGAACUCGCACAUUUCUCACAAGGUCAUCUCUUACUUCAGUGUAUAAUGCACAACAUGGAAGCAAACCCUACAAAAGCAUCAGAACAAGCCAAUUCAUUCAUUAAUGACUGGAAUAGACAUAUAAGUUCCAGGAAUCCAAGAUUAGAGGUUUGUUCUAGUAUCAUAGAUGAUCUUACUGCAACUACAAACUUGCCUAAGAUUAAGAACUCGUCAAAAGGGAAAGUUCUAGUGAAGGCUAUGUACGGUGUUAAAGUCCAUACUUUAUUUGUCCUUGGUAUUUUCCUUGCUGCUUUUUCAGGCUCAGCAAAGUUAACGAGCUUCCAGGUUCCAGAUAUCUGCAUUUGGUCUCAUGCUUUUGAAAAUCUCCAGAAUCGUUUGCAAAAGGAGGUAAAAGACAGGUCAUCUAAGGGGGGAAGGUUUAGUCUUGUAAAAGAGUUAAAUUCAGUUGAUACUAUUGUCGGGAAGUUGCAUCCUAUUGUGCAGGAUGAGUCAGGAUCUGCUAAAAUGCAAGCAUUUGGAGAUGAUACUUGUGAUUUAAAAGAUAGAGCCGAGAAACUUUCACUUGGUCUGGAUAGUCUUACUAAAGGAGUUGAAGGCUUCUUUCAGAUUCUUCUUAGUGGACGUGAUGCUCUGCUUUCAAAGUUCAGAACUGCAUUAAAAGUCGAGGAUCCAAUGCAAAAAAGAAUUGGCGUUCGUUGAUUACCACCACAAUACAAUCUGUGAAGGUGCAAAAUUG
Impatiens glandulifera is the source of this 1434-nucleotide messenger RNA. Its product is annotated as protein BPS1, chloroplastic-like. Gene Ontology annotation, biological process: shoot system development; root development. The record is from RefSeq and is a predicted model, not a curated record. Lineage: Eukaryota; Viridiplantae; Streptophyta; Magnoliopsida; Ericales; Balsaminaceae. Bases 351 to 1397 code for a protein of 348 amino acids. The transcript has 2 exons.